UGUCUCCCUCCUUUGUUCGUCUCUGCAACUUCUCAUCGACCUCGUUUGACGAUUCCGCCAUUUUUGCUCACAAAGAGCAGCUGCAGCUCUACCCAAAUACAGCAGUUCUAGCUCAUGAAGGUUUAGCUGCGCGCGGCGGGCUCCAUUCGAAUCUUGGCUACGAGUAGCAGAGCGUACGUAGCUGAAGCUCCAUCGUCAUCAGCUUUGAAAUGGCUCUUGAUGGUUCGGACGUCGAAGAGCUGAACCGCUCCCUCGGUCCCGGUCAGGUAUCCGGUGACACGGAGCCGGUCGACGGCGCGGGCGGCGUCCAGGUCACGUGCUUCAGCGAAGUCGUCAAUGAAGUCACUCUCCACUUCCAAAUCAUCCGCCUCCCCAAGCAGAUAUAUGCAUGGGUAGGCUGCAAUUCUUCCAAACUGGGGCAUCUAUACGCUGCUGCAUCCACACGACCCAACAAUGCUGUGAGCGUUGCAUCUAUACUUGGUGGAGGUUCAGACAAUGCUGGGUCAGGCAUUGCCAGACGAUUGGUGUUGAAGACUGGCAUCAAUAUCGUUCUUGCUUGCAAUAUCCCCAAGAACAGCCCAACGAUUGAGGCAGAUGCUGAGAGAAUAUUAGUGAAGAAGCUCAUUGAUCUCGGCUUUGGGAGAGGCCGAAAUGUAAAAUAGAACUACUGCAAUGCUAAUUUUAAUCAAUACCGCAUGCAUCAAGACUUGUGCCAGCCAACACAACGGAAGGAUUUCUCCAUUGUUCUUUGAUGGAUCAUGUAUAAAUAUACAUACAUUAGAAAGCUUCCAAGGUCCAAGUUUGAGCAGAUUCACUUGCUUGAAGCAUGGAAGUGCCUUCGAUGUAUUCAUGUUUGCUAAGGAUAUGCCCUUCGAAUGGAUAUUCGUCGUCCUUCUCCAA
Punica granatum (pomegranate) is the source of this 900-nucleotide messenger RNA. The record is from RefSeq and is a predicted model, not a curated record. Lineage: Eukaryota; Viridiplantae; Streptophyta; Magnoliopsida; Myrtales; Lythraceae.